GAAUUGUGGAGUUUUUCAUAUGCCAAACGAUCAGGAUACUUUCUUGUUUCGUUUUGUUCUUGAAUAUUUACAACGAAAAGGUUACAAAGGUGCUGCAGAAGCGUUAAGAAAUGCUUUGGUAUCAGAGGUUUCAGAGGACUUUCACAACCCGUCUCUAGAUAUGGACGAUCAGGUGCGAAACUUUUUGGAAUUCUUUUUGUAUGUUAGAGAGGAAGAGAAAGGUCUAUUAGAGGACUAUGGUAAAAUCUAUCGUUGGAUUGAUGGUUGUCUGGAAGUCAUACGUGUUGAACUUGGACAGUUGACAUAUCCUCUCCUUGUAUACUUAUAUUUGGACUUGAUACGAAGAGAACGUUAUGAGGAAUCACUAAAACUGUUGGAUGAGUGGGCUCCAAAGUUUUUCGAACAAAGUAUUCGUGAUGAGCUAUUUUCUUUGAAAGGCGUUCGAAGGAAAGAACAGCUCAGUGAAAACCCUGUUGCUCAACUCUAUUUGAAGCAUCGACGAGAAAUUUUUGUUUCUCAAUAUGCUUUCGAGCUUUUAUGUGACUUUUUAGUGGAGCACCGCUUAACUUGUAUAUUUCGUUGUAUCAUGGAACAUUUUCAUGUGAGGUUGGAAAAGGACUCUCAGGUAAUAGUCUCAGAAGACUUAAAGAGUUCUAUUGGUUUCUUUCCUCAAAAGGAGUUUGAAGAAUUGCAGAAGAAUGAAAUUCAUUGGAAACCCUUGAAAGAAUCAGACUAUGUGGUUCAAGAACAAGAUUCGCAGCUUGAGAGUCACACAACUUUGGAAGGCAAUGCACUUGACUCGAAUGAAGAGCAUCCCUCUAUUUCCUUACCCAAAUAUCCUUUAGGUUCAGCAAUGCUUGAAACGGAAGAUGACAAAUUGCGUCGGGUAUCAUUAGGAGGAGUUGAAGCACUUCCAUCAUCUUUAAUGUAUACUUUUUCCAAUACAUACGAUGAAAUGAAUUGUGUCGAUAUUUCUGUAGAUGGCUCUGUGAUUGUUGCUGGUUUUGAUGAUUCUUUUAUUCGUUUUUGGGAUGGCAAAGAAUGUGGACAAUAUCGCCUUGUUGGAGGGAAACCUUUGAUAGGACAUUGUGGAAGUAUUUAUUCGGUAUCUCUCAGUCCUUGUGGACGUUUCUUUCUUAGUUCAUCAGAAGAUGGGACUGUACGUCUUUGGAGUACAAAGUUGGAAAGAGAUUUGGUUGUUUACAGAGGCCAUUUAUUUCCAGUUUGGAGUGUUGAGUUCUCACCUCUUUCACAUUACUUUGUAUCUGGUGGACAUGAUCGACUUGGAAGGUUAUGGACGACGGAUCGUAUAUUUCCAUUGAGACUUUUUGGUGGCCAUUAUUCUGAUGUGGAAGUCAUGCGUUGGCAUCCAAAUUGUUGUUAUGUAGCUUCAGGCUCAAGUGAUCGUACUUGUCGACUAUGGGAUUUGAGAAAUGGUAAUAGUGUUCGCUUAUUGGGUCCUCAUUCGGCUUCCGUUUGUUCACUGGUUUUUUCAAAUGAUGGCAAAAAAUUAGUCAUUGGUUUAGAAAAUGGUCAAAUAGAGUUUUGGGAUAUUGUUCAAGGUCGACGAAUGAGUCGUGUUGAGGGACAUAAAGGCCCUGUAUGGUGCUUAGAUGUCUCCAAAGACGAUAUGUUCUUUGUAAGUGGAUCAUCAGAUUGUUUUAUUCAUCUUUGGAAUGCACAAUCACUUGACAGUUCAUUACAAAGUACUUUGUCGAGAGAUCAGAUAUUAGUGAAAAGUUUCCAAACGAAAGAUUCUGCAGUUUAUUGUGCUCGUUUUUCUAGGAAGAAUUUAUUACUUGUUGCCGGAGUUGCCUUGUAGGUUAUGUCAAAAUAGUUGUUAUGAUGGAAUUCUUUAUCAUCAAAAU
This is a messenger RNA of Galdieria sulphuraria, 1868 nucleotides long. RefSeq names its product transcription initiation factor TFIID subunit D4. The transcript is spliced from 2 exons. Gene Ontology annotation, molecular function: protein binding; RNA polymerase II general transcription initiation factor activity. The coding region runs from base 20 to 1822 and encodes 600 amino acids. Gene Ontology annotation, cellular component: transcription factor TFIID complex. NCBI's taxonomy places the organism in Eukaryota, Rhodophyta, Bangiophyceae, Galdieriales, Galdieriaceae. The record is from RefSeq and is a predicted model, not a curated record. Gene Ontology annotation, biological process: transcription initiation at RNA polymerase II promoter.